AUUCCUCGAACAACGACCUCAGCAGACAAAAUGGCGCCAGCAGCUAAGCAAAAGAAGAAGUGGUCCAAGGGCAAGGUCAAGGACAAGGCCAACCACGCCGUCGUCCUCGACAAGACCACCUCCGAGAGGCUGUACAAGGAUGUCCAGUCCUACCGUCUCAUCACCGUUGCCACCCUUGUCGACCGUCUGAAGGUCAACGGCAGCUUGGCCCGCCAGGCCCUCGAGGAACUUGAGGAGAAGGGUCUGAUCAAGAAGGUCGUUGGUCACUCCAAGCUGAACAUCUACACCCGUGCCGUCACCGCUGAGUAAACGGUUUCCCUUCGGAAUUCUUUUGCGGUUAUUGUUUUCAUUUGCGAUGAACGAGUCUCAUGAAAAUCCGAGAAAAUCGGCUGGGAGUUUGAUGCAAGGUGGUUCGAUGGCUUAAGCCGGAGUGGGUAUAGUUCGCUACUGGGCAUGUCAAGUAGAAUAAAACUUGAAUUGAUCACCAUCUAUUCCACUUCAAGAAGCAUCCUUUUUGCUGUAAGGCAUUACUUCAUGGCGAUGAUAAUCGAUAUUUCGAAGACAAGCAAAGAUCGGGUUUGAAGCAUGUACAGAAGACUGUAGUCCGCAGGAUAAUAGCAACGUUAUAUAUAAAACGAGA
Monascus purpureus is the source of this 640-nucleotide messenger RNA. NCBI's taxonomy places the organism in Eukaryota, Fungi, Ascomycota, Eurotiomycetes, Eurotiales, Aspergillaceae. The record is from the annotation of a GenBank genome assembly.